AUGCUGAAGCUAUUAGUUACCGGCGAUGGCAUUUAUAGUCUUCACCAGAAACGGAAGCGUGUAUCUGAACCAAGUAGCCCGGGUGGUGUCAUUGACGCUUCUUUCAGUUGUGACAGCUUAAAUGAUUCAUGGACCGUGGCAUCCUCUGUUUCGCUUUCAGUGCAGCCGAUGUUUAAGAGUAGUAGAGCUCAGGAUCAGCAGAUGCGACUUCCUUCUGUGAAUCGCGUGUCUAUUGAUGUCCUUAAUAGCCCUCGUUAA
Molecule: messenger RNA, 258 nt
Organism: Lathyrus sativus (Indian pea)
Lineage: Eukaryota; Viridiplantae; Streptophyta; Magnoliopsida; Fabales; Fabaceae
Source: the annotation of a GenBank genome assembly